GGCCCCAGCGUAGCGGCGAAAUCAUCGUGUCGUCGCGGCAGCCUUCCAGCACGUUUCACGCUAAGCGGGCAGCGAUCGAUGGCUGCCCUCACGAAAAAUGGCUGGUGCGAGCCCACGCGGGACGACGAGACGACUAGUGGAGAGCCACCAGCUGUAGGGCUCGUCGAAGCCCUCGUCAACGCGCCGGCGCGCGGCGCCGUCGCGCGCCAGGCGCUGCCAGCGACCGCGCGGACCUGGACCGGCGCCGUCGCGCGCGCCGCGACGCGGAAGAUCCUGACGUUCUACCCGUCGACGAGCGAUUCGAUGACGGCCUUCUCGCGCCAGAAGUGCCACGAGACGCGCGCGGCCAUCAAGCCCUCGCUCCCGUUCCUGGAGUGGCUUGCAUCGUCGAGCAGUCCCGGCUGGCAGCUGCGCGGCGACCUGGACCUGGGCGACGAGGAGCUGGGCGCCAUUCUCGGGGAGGAGCUGCGGCGAAAGUUGCGGGUGACCUCGACCUCGCUGUGGUCCGGGAGCGGCGGCUCGCGGACGCCCUUACAUAGGGACGAUGUCUCCGCGUUGGUCUUCCAGUGUGUGGGCCGAAAAAGGUUCUUCCUGGUCGCCGAGAAGGAUGUGGAAGAAGCGGUCGCAAAGGGAAAGCUCCCCUCCGCGGUGCUGGAGGGCGGCUCGGAGAGUCAUUGUCAGGAUGGCUCUUUGGAGGACGUCUUCGGGCUGCACGAGGCGGAGCCGACGUCCGCGCGGGGCGAGCUCGCCGUCCUGGACGAGGGCGACUGCCUCGUCCUGCCGGCGGGCCUCUACCACGACGUCGAGUCGAGCGACGGUCCCUCGAUGAGUUUGACCAUCCGUUUCGAGAUCAUUGACGAGGCAGAGGAGGAGCCCGCCAUCGACCUGAAGAAGCUGUCGAUGGCUGGCAAUUCAGACCUCAAGAAGUUCAUGAUGCGCCUCGCGCUGAAGAAGGCGAUGGCGGCGAAGCGGCAGGAGCCGGCGCCCGUCGAGAUCGAGACGCGAUGAGUUCCCUUCCAACGCGUCUGUCACACUUAACAUGUUAUCUAUCUAAAUUCGACCUCCACGCCGUCGACGCGACGCCUGCCCGGUGGCGUGGGGGUGCCAGCACGGUCACGCCA
Molecule: messenger RNA, 1121 nt
Organism: Pelagomonas calceolata
Lineage: Eukaryota; Pelagophyceae; Pelagomonadales; Pelagomonadaceae
Source: the annotation of a GenBank genome assembly